CACCACUUAACGUCCCGCCUAGGAACGAUCGACAUCCGUGGAAGCUAUUCCCUGCCGCUUUCGAUGCUGCUAAACAGAGGACAAUGACAAAGACCACAUCCAUCGCUGCUUUAGGGCUGAGAAACAUGAGCACAUCUCAACGUCAUCCUACCAGCCCGCCAUUGUGAGGGAGGUGAACUCCAUCAACCAUUCAUUCAACCGCCAUCAAGUCACUUUGCCGGACCAGGGCACGUCCAGGAGGGAAUGCGGCCACUCGACGUAUCCCUACGUCAUGGCUAGACGUCUCUUCACUCACCACUCCUUAUUUAAACCUGGCUGAUCUCCAAGAAAUCUCAAUCCUCAUCAUCAACACAAUAACUGACUCAGCAAAUCUGACUGUCUACAACUACCAAAUUUAAAACUCAAUAUCUACAAUUCUAUCUUCAAUUUCUAAACAAAGCACACAUACAAUUGCCCAUCAUGUCCGGACUUAUGCACAAGGUUAAGGAUGCCAUGACUGGCCACCACAAGGAAUCCAGCAACACCUCUUCCUCCAACGCUGGUCCCCACUCCUCCAACAUGGCCAACAAGAUGGACCCCCGCGUCGACAGCGACCGCGACAACCGCGCCCGCCACGAAGCCAUGGGCGGCGCUCACGGCCCCCACGACUCCAGCAUGGCCAACAAGAUGGACCCCCGCGUCGACAGUGACCGUGACAACCGUGCCAACCCUACCGGCGGUAUGGGCGGCUCCGGUGCCGGCUACUCCUCCGGUGGCUACUCUUCGGGUCCUCAUGAGACCGGUAUGGCCAACAAGAUGGACCCCCGUGUCGACAGUGACCGCGACAACCGUGCCCGUCACCAGGCUAUGGGCGGUGCCCACGGCCCUCACGACUCCAGCAUGGCGAACAAGAUGGACCCCCGCGUUGACAGUGACAGAGACAACCGUGCCGCUGGCGGCUACUCCGGCACCCACACCACUGGCGCAGGCUACGGCGGUGCAGGAACAGGUGCAGGCUACGGCAGCAGCGGCGUGAACGACUACACCACCAGCAGCGGCUACGGUGGCAGCAGCAACGCAGGCCCUCACGGCUCCAACAUGGCCAACAAGAUGGAUCCCCGCGUUGACUCGGACAUGGACAACCGCGCCCGUCACCAGGGAAUGGCCAGCAGCAGCUACAACACUACCGGCCAGAGCACCACCGCCGGCCCUCACGGCUCCAACAUGGCUAACAAGCUCGACCCCCGCGUCGACUCGGACCUCGAUAACCGCGGGACCCUUGGCACCCAGCGGGGGUUUUGAGGGCUUGGUUGAGCUAAGGGAUGAUGUUUAUUAGAGCAGCAGCAGCAGAACAUAUUGCUUGCUUUGUUGAUGAUGAUUAUCCAUGAUGACCAUAUGUAUGUGGGGCCAGGAGAUAAAAGAGACUGGGCCUGAGAUGAUAUGAGAUGAUUGAUUGAUACCAGCGAAUUGUCUAUUUUUUGUUUUUUAUGUGACUUAAUGACUGGGUGUGUACUAUUAUCAGAUUGAUGAAGAGAG
Molecule: messenger RNA, 1515 nt
Organism: Aspergillus costaricaensis CBS 115574
Lineage: Eukaryota; Fungi; Ascomycota; Eurotiomycetes; Eurotiales; Aspergillaceae
Exons: 3
Coding region: 460-1281 (273 amino acids)
Source: RefSeq, a predicted model, not a curated record